This is a messenger RNA of Funneliformis geosporum, 1530 nucleotides long. The record is from the annotation of a GenBank genome assembly. Lineage: Eukaryota; Fungi; Glomeromycota; Glomeromycetes; Glomerales; Glomeraceae.
AUGGAGCUAACAAAAAUGAAUCGAACUUUGUUACGUCCUCGCUCAACAAAGAAACGUGGUAAUGCGAUUUCCAUUUCUUCUCAAUUAAAUACCGAUGUACAAAUGAUUACAUCUGGGCCCGAAGCAGUAGUAUGCGUUAACGAGGAAACUGCACAAGAAGAAAGUUUUUUGUCCAACGGGCUUCUAGUUACAUCAACAAGUGAGCAAGGAAAUGCUACUGAAACUUCACCAGUCGAUUCAACUGAAACAGUCAAAUCAAGUACACAUUCUCAUCAUGUAAAACGACUACGAACUGAUGACUUUGUCUCACAUCAUGAUAAAUCGUUCGUUGUAUCUCUUCCUUCUAUCGCAUUUGAAAAACGACUCGACUUUGAUUCAAGUUAUUAUGAAAAUAAAUAUCAGCCCGGCCCGGUACCUCUAACUGGUGAAAUUGUUCCCAAAAAAAUUUCGUUAUCAGCUGCGAAUCUUUCGGCGGACAAUGAUAUUGGAAUGUCUGGAUUUAAAAUGUUUGAUACGGCAUUCGAUUACAAAUGGGGUCUUAGAAAUUGCUCACCUGAAACCUCAAGUUCAUCUUCAUUUAAUAUACAACCACGCGAAAACUUCGAUGUUUUAAUGUCAAGUGAAAGAGUAAAAGAGUCUAGCAGCAACGCCAACAACGAUGACUUUGAAAGAAGUGUAAGAGAAAAAAGUAUUUGCAAAUCAGCCUUCGACUUUGUGCGUUUGAUGGAGUUAAAACGUCUUGGUUUGGAGAUCCCGCCAGAGGAUUUGACAAAACAUGCUCAAUUUUUAGAAGAGAUGAUGAAUGUAUUAAAUAAUUCUGACAUUGAUGACGAUACCGCUGCACAAACUUCACUUAUUCUCGAAAAGUCUCUCGUGGUAAAUCAAAAAGCUCCUACUGUCGAGCCGGUUUUUGUUGAAGAUUCCAAUUUUGCCUUUGAGUUAAACGAUAAAGCGCCUUCGGUGUGUGAUUCGUGCUCUACUAUCAAGGAAUGCGAUGAAGCACUCCCUGCGGGCGAUUUUAUUGGCGCUGAUAAAGAUAUUGAUGUCAUGGUUUCAACUACUAUUUCUCCAUUACCAGCAGAAGACAACAUAAAUGAUGCUUCUUGUGACAGACCUGUAUUGAAGAGAAGAAUAAGACGGUCGGAUCCUUGGACAAACAUUAGCGAAAUACCAAGAAGCGAACAAAUAGAUAUGUCUUUUAAAGACAGAUUAAAUCCUAUCGCAGCAGUAGAAUACGACGAGAUGGAAGUCGUAGAGCUUGACAUGUAUGACGACUUGCCGAAUCAAUUGAGGUCUAAUGUGCCUAAAAAAUUUACUCGUCAUUGGUCCACUCAAGAUACUGAAAAAUUAUAUAAUUGCAUUGCACUUUUGGGGUUGGAUUUUGGUAGAAUUGCGACAGUGAUGCAAAGAACACAGAAACAGAUCACGAAUAAAUAUAAGUCUGAACAAAAGAUUAAUAGUCAACGUCUCCAUAAUGCGUUGACACGAAAAGGAGAAUUUUUAGAAUUUAGAAAGAAGUAUAAAUUUUGA